This is a messenger RNA of Melampsora larici-populina 98AG31, 2310 nucleotides long. RefSeq lists its product as uncharacterized. The transcript has 5 exons. The record is from RefSeq and is a predicted model, not a curated record. Bases 760 to 1896 code for a protein of 378 amino acids. NCBI's taxonomy places the organism in Eukaryota, Fungi, Basidiomycota, Pucciniomycetes, Pucciniales, Melampsoraceae.
UUUCCGCCCUCGUAUAACUCUAGUACUUCUGAGCCCUUGCACCCUCAUCAAUAUUUCCCUUUGCAUAAUCUUUUUACCUUCUAAGCCCCCUUGGGUGGUUACAACUGUGCUGCCAGCUCUUCGCGUCGCUUUUAUAUAUCAGGCUCUCCACUCAAUCGCUAUUUACAAACUGGUUGUUGUUGACUGAAACCAUGUCGCACGUCAUCGCCACUCCAUUCGGUCUCGGCCUUCCAUAUCCUGCUCUAUUUCUCGUCCCUAAGAGAAAGAAUACUAAGCGGCGUCCGGCUGACUACUUUUGGCAAAAGGCGACGGCACCCACCCUUCCCGUCUCUGAUCGUCUAUAUGGAGACAAUUCUCGGCUUAGUCCGGCGUCCCCCGCUACUUCUUGGCUCGAUGAGGAAGCCGUUGCAGUCUUCAGCGAUAGCGAGGACGAGCCCGUAAUCCGAACGCCAGGACUUGCCCCUGCGAAGAAGAAGAAAAGCUUUGCCAAGAUACGGGAAAUCGCCUUUCGAGCAUUCGUACCGAAGCCCGGCAGCACCAAGACCAGUACAGUCGUUGCUACCGAGAUCGUCUCACGACAACACCUUUCACCCGACCAUGCCCUAGCGAAAGGCAGUCAAGGAGGUUUCACUCUCUUCAACAGUUGGAGACUCAAGUCUAAAGGUACCAAUACUAAAGUCAUGAAGCUCUCGGCGAUGGUCAAACGUCGUAUUAACAGCAGAAGCCCCGCUCACCUGCAACCCAAAACCUGGGAGGAGUAUGGCCGAUGCUAUGCCGCCGAUGUUUGAUGCGAAAAUCAGUAUGCUCAGUAUCAUCACAGACGAAUCCCAAAUAUUCUUGGCUGAGUCAGGUCUCACCCCUUUGCGAGCUGCCCCGCGUGAAAUUACCGUUUGUGCUCAUACUGUUUUGAGUGGACGUAAGGGAUUCACUAUAUUGGACACUAAAAAGGAUUGGCGUUUUGCUGCUUCGCCCCUAGUCGAACAUUACCGUGCCCGGUUCUACUCAGGUGUGCCUCUCAUGGCGCCCAACUUGGACGGAGCAGUAGAAUCGGAGGAGGCAGCCUGUCCCAUCGGUACUCUAUGUGUCAUUGACGACAAGCCGCGUGAAGAGUUUGGUAUCGAAGAGCGCAAGAAGCUUGUGUACAUGGCUGAGUAUGCACGUCGUGAGAUUGAAGAAUGGUUCAAGAGUAAAUUGGCUGUGAAGAUGGAGGUCCUCGAAGAAUCACACAAGGUCUUUGUCGAGAACGUUGCUUUAGUUGAAAACGUCGAGGGUGAUGCCCAAGGGACGCCGACAGAGAUCGUCCAUGAGGCAACCGGCGACAGUACUUUGACAUCCACUCCUCCCACCUCACUUUCAGAUGAAGGAUCUAUAUCCAAAGCAUCAGCCCCAGUCAUCUUUCAGGGACCGAGUUUAUUUGAUGACCCAACUAGCCUCAUUAAGCCAAACACGCAAAAGGUGUUUGAUCUGGCCACGAAGCUCGUAGGCGACACACUCGACCUCUCUUUGGUUUAUCUUAUCGCGGUCGCGCCACAUGGCGAUUCAACUACUAUGGGUCAAACCCUUGUCCUAUCAGGCUUCAAUUUGCCUUCACCUCCUCCUCAAUUUGAUGCAGGCUUGCAUCUGCGCGUCCUUUGCACCCCUGAAGGCGGGUUGUUGUACCAAAAUCCAAGUUCACAAGAAGUUCAAGAAGCAGGUUUAGACUCAUUAGCAACCGCAAAUCCUUACGCCUCAGCUAUGCUUGUUCGUCUCGGCCCUGAACCAAUCGGAAAAGCAGGUGGUUUCGUCAUGGCAGGUUUUACUAGUAAUCCCAAGCGAGUUUUUGGAGGUGAAGAUGUCGCAUAUAUGAAACAGUUUGCCAGCGAGCUCAAUCGUUACACCCACAAGUUGAAAUUGUGAACCAUUCUUAUCAAAUGCGACAUAGAGCCUUUGUGCAGUUUUUGUCUUCCUCAUAAUGUUCAUUUUCAUAUAUUCCUUGGACAUAUCAUUGUUUGAUAUGUCCAUCCGAGUCACUAUUUCACAAUUUUCCUGGUAUUUGUCAUUAUUUUGUCUUAUCUUAACACACCAUAUCUCACUUUUGUUAUCAUUCUUCAAAUCCUGCCUUCCGAUCUUCUUUACAGUCUUUACUUCCAUAUCUUGUAGCUGCCUCUAUUUCUUUUACCUGGUGUGUAGCUUUAUAAUACUUAUCGCAGGCAAUCGUGGAUCUCAAGGUGAGAGAAUGCAAUCCAGACCCGUUACUACCUUUACGCAUCUAUAAGAAUGACUCUUUUGCCAGUUCAUAAAUGAUUGACAGCCUAUUCAAUUACAUUUGCC